AUGCCUCUCACCUUCCUUGACGUCGUUAAUAUCUGCAACAAUGUUCACCUGCGCCGCGACGCGACAGGACUCUACGAUGUCUCCUACGGCUCUGAAGCUCUGGUGCCGUUCUACCUCUCUGAAAAUGUCGGUAGCGGCGUUAUUGGACUACUUCGACCCAUUUUGGUCGAGCAACUGAAACUCGAGAACGCGAGGAGGGCUAAAGAAGACCUACAGGAAAUAUGGUGCUUGCGACUCGAACCCUUGCACUUCGUCCCUCUGAAGAAUGGUGCCAUCGGGCCCAGCGUCAGCUUCAGAGCUUGGUUGGACACACCAACCAAAAGAUCAGCGGCCCUGAAGGAGCUAUGCGAGAGGUGGAGGGAUACUGGACUCUUCGCCGACAUUUGCGGUCCGGCGAAGUGGAGAUCGGAGAUGUACCCCAUCUACGCGGACCCCUAUGGAAUCCAUGAUCAUCCACUCACCGCCGGACGCGAAGAUGGCCUCAAUUAUGCCUUUGAGGUGGAGCGUUCUGUCUGCCCUCUCUUUGGUCUGGUGGCAUACGGGGUGCACAUGAACAUUUAUGAGGAGAGAAUUCUGGAGGAUGGGCAGCGUAGCGUCCGCGUGUGGAUUCCAACUCGAGAGUCUAACAGACCUACCUUUCCGGGAUUCCUAGAUAACACGGCAGCAGGUGGGAUCCCGAGUGGAAUACCCAUUUUCGAGGCUGUUAUCAAGGAGUGCAUGGAGGAAGCCAACAUUGAAUCCCACAUCCUGCGAAAGCACGCUCGAGCCGUCAGUUCUAUCAGCUACUUCUACAGGAACGAAGAGGGCUGGCUACAGCCAGAGGUUGGAUAUGUUUAUGACCUUGCCAUUCCCCCAGGUGUUAACCGUGCCCCGUUCACUCCCUGUCCUCUUGAUGGAGAGGUCGAGUCAUUCGAGUUCAUGCCACAUGAAAAAAUCCUUGAGCAGCUUCGCGCUGGCCGUUUCAAACCCAAUUGUGGUCUAGUAAUUCUGGAUCUGUUUAUUCGAUUGGGUUAUGUUACACCUGAUAACGAGCCGAAUCUUUUAAAGGUGAUGAAUCGAUUGCAUGGUUCGGCUGAUUAUGAGAAAUGGUGA
This is a messenger RNA of Cyclocybe aegerita, 1092 nucleotides long. Lineage: Eukaryota; Fungi; Basidiomycota; Agaricomycetes; Agaricales; Hemipholiotaceae. The record is from the annotation of a GenBank genome assembly.